AGGAGGAUGUCGGCAUCUGAAGGCGGGAAAGGUGAGAGCAGCCUUCCACCCCUGCAGACCCUUGGAACCAGCCUGGAACAGUGGAGACCCUUCGACAUCCUCAUCCUGCUGACCAUCUUUGCCAACUGCGUCGCCCUGGGGGUCUAUAUCCCCUUCCCAGAGGACGACUCCAACACUGCCAACCACAACCUGGAGCAGGUAGAGUACGUGUUCUUGGUGAUUUUCACGGUGGAGACCGUGCUCAAGAUCGUGGCCUACGGGCUGGUGCUCCACCCCAGCGCCUACAUCCGCAACGGCUGGAACCUGCUCGACUUCAUCAUCGUCGUGGUGGGGCUGUUCAGCGUGCUGCUGGAGCAGGGGUCCGGACGCCCGGGGGAUGCCCCGCAUACCGGAGGGAAGCCGGGGGGCUUCGAUGUGAAGGCGUUGCGGGCGUUUCGGGUGCUGCGGCCACUGAGGCUGGUGUCUGGGGUCCCGAGCCUGCACAUAGUGCUCAAUUCUAUCAUGAAGGCGCUGGUGCCCCUGCUGCACAUCGCACUUCUCGUGCUCUUCGUCAUUAUCAUUUAUGCCAUCAUCGGACUCGAGCUGUUCCUCGGACGCAUGCAUAAGACGUGCUACUUCCUGGGAUCUGACGUAGAGGCGGAGGAGGACCCGUCGCCCUGUGCAUCGUCGGGAUCGGGGCGAGCUUGCACGCUGAACCAGACCGAGUGCCGUGGACGCUGGGCAGGGCCCAACGGAGGCAUCACCAACUUCGACAACUUCUUCUUCGCCAUGCUGACGGUCUUCCAGUGCAUCACCAUGGAAGGCUGGACCGACGUGCUCUACUGGAUGCAGGAUGCCAUGGGGUAUGAGCUGCCCUGGGUAUAUUUCGUGAGUCUCGUCAUCUUUGGAUCCUUCUUCGUCCUCAACCUUGUGCUUGGCGUCCUGAGUGGGGAGUUCUCCAAGGAGCGAGAGAAGGCAAAAGCACGAGGGGACUUCCAGAAGCUUCGGGAGAAGCAGCAGCUGGAGGAGGACCUGCGGGGCUACCUGGACUGGAUCACACAGGCGGAGGAGCUGGAUGUGGACGAUCCCUCAGCUGAUGGCAACUUUGGUUCUGUGGCUGAAGAGGGCCGGGCCGGCCACCGGCCCCAACUGGCAGAGCUGAUCAGUAGGAGACGAGGACGGCUGCGUUGGUUCAGUCACUCCACCCGCUCCACACACUCCACCAGCAGCCACGCCAGCCUUCCAGCCAGUGACACUGGUUCGAUGGCAGAGACCCCAGGGGAUGAAGAAGAGGAAGAGGGGCCUCUGGCCAGCUGUACACGCUGCCUGAACAAGAUCAUGAAAACCAGGGUCUGUCGCCGCCUCCGCAGAGCCAACCGGGGCCUUCGGGCAAGCUGCCGGCGAGCUGUCAAGUCCACGGCCUGCUACUGGGCCGUGCUGCUGCUGGUCUUCCUCAACACGCUGACUAUCGCCUCGGAGCACCACGGGCAGCCUGUAUGGCUCACCCAGAUCCAGGAGUAUGCCAACAAAGUGUUGCUCUGUCUAUUCACGGUGGAGAUGCUUCUCAAGCUCUAUGGUCUGGGGCCCUCUGUCUAUGUCUCCUCCUUCUUCAACCGCUUUGACUGCUUCGUGGUCUGUGGGGGCAUCCUGGAGACCACCCUGGUGGAGGUGGGCGCCAUGCAGCCCCUGGGCAUCUCAGUGCUCCGAUGUGUGCGUCUCCUCAGGAUCUUCAAGGUCACCAGGCACUGGGCAUCUCUGAGCAAUUUAGUGGCGUCCCUGCUCAAUUCAAUGAAAUCCAUUGCAUCCUUGCUACUUCUCCUCUUCCUCUUUAUCAUCAUCUUCUCCCUGCUUGGCAUGCAGCUGUUUGGGGGCAAGUUCAACUUCGACCAGACCCACACCAAGAGAAGUACCUUUGACACCUUCCCCCAAGCCCUCCUCACUGUCUUUCAGAUCCUGACGGGUGAGGACUGGAAUGUGGUCAUGUAUGAUGGUAUCAUGGCCUAUGGCGGCCCCUUCUUCCCUGGGAUGCUGGUGUGUGUGUAUUUCAUCAUCCUCUUCAUCUGCGGCAACUACAUCCUGUUGAAUGUGUUUCUUGCCAUCGCUGUGGACAACCUCGCCAGCGGAGAUGCAGGCACUGACAAGGACAAGGGCAGGGAGAAGAGCACAGAGGAAACUCCAAAGGAGAAUGGAGCAUUGGUGCCUGGUGGGGAGAAUGAGGAAGAGGAAGGUGCAAAGAAUGACGGAGCAGGCAUGGAGGAAGAGGAGGAAGAGGAGGAGGAGGAGGAGGAAGAGGAAGAGGAGGAAGGGGGUGCAGGGCAUGUGGAACUCCUGCAGGAAGUUGUACCCAAGGAGAAGGUGGUACCCAUCCCUGAGGGCAGCGCCUUCUUCUGCCUCAGCCAAACCAACCCGCUGAGGAAGGCCUGCCACACCCUCAUCCACCAUCACAUCUUCACCAAUCUCAUCCUGGUGUUCAUCAUCCUCAGCAGUGUGUCCCUGGCCGCUGAGGACCCCAUCCGAGCCCACUCUUUCCGCAACCAUAUUCUGGGGUACUUCGAUUAUGCCUUCACCUCCAUUUUCACUGUGGAGAUUCUACUGAAGAUGACAGUGUUCGGGGCUUUCCUGCACCGUGGCUCCUUCUGCCGUAGCUGGUUCAAUCUGUUGGAUCUGCUGGUGGUCAGCGUGUCCCUCAUCUCCUUUGGCAUCCACUCCAGCGCCAUCUCGGUGGUGAAGAUUCUGCGAGUACUCCGAGUACUGCGGCCUCUCCGAGCCAUCAACAGAGCCAAAGGACUCAAGCACGUGGUGCAGUGUGUGUUCGUAGCCAUCAGGACCAUCGGGAAUAUCAUGAUCGUGACCACACUCCUGCAAUUCAUGUUCGCCUGCAUUGGCGUGCAGCUCUUCAAGGGGAAAUUCUACAGUUGCACCGAUGAGGCCAAACACACACCCCAAGAAUGCAAGGGCUCCUUCCUGGUGUACCCCGAUGGAGAUGUGUCACGGCCCCUGGUCCGGGAGCGGCUCUGGGUCAACAGCGAUUUCAACUUUGACAAUGUCCUUUCAGCCAUGAUGGCCCUGUUCACGGUCUCCACCUUCGAAGGCUGGCCUGCGCUGCUCUACAAGGCCAUUGAUGCACAUGCAGAGGACAAGGGCCCCAUCUACAACUACCACGUGGAGAUCUCAGUGUUCUUCAUUGUCUAUAUCAUCAUCAUCGCCUUCUUCAUGAUGAACAUCUUUGUGGGCUUCGUCAUCAUCACCUUCCGUGCCCAGGGCGAGCAGGAAUACCAAGACUGUGAGCUAGACAAGAACCAGCGCCAAUGCGUAGAGUAUGCCCUCAAGGCCCAGCCACUCCGCCGCUACAUCCCCAAGAACCCACAUCAGUAUCGCGUGUGGGCCACUGUGAACUCUGCUGCCUUCGAGUAUCUCAUGUUCCUGCUCAUCCUGCUCAACACAGUUGCUCUAGCCAUGCAGCACUAUGAGCAGACUGCUCCCUUCAACUAUGCCAUGGACAUCCUCAACAUGGUCUUCACUGGCCUCUUCACUAUUGAGAUGGUGCUCAAAAUCAUCGCCUUCAAACCCAAGCAUUACUUUACUGAUGCCUGGAACACAUUUGAUGCUCUUAUCGUGGUGGGCAGCGUAGUGGACAUUGCUGUUACUGAAGUCAACAACGGUGGCCACCUUGGCGAGAGUUCUGAGGAUAGUUCCCGCAUUUCCAUCACCUUCUUUCGCCUCUUCCGAGUCAUGCGGCUGGUCAAGCUUCUCAGUAAGGGGGAAGGGAUUCGCACGUUACUCUGGACAUUCAUCAAGUCCUUUCAGGCCUUGCCCUAUGUGGCUCUUCUCAUCGCAAUGAUAUUCUUCAUUUAUGCAGUCAUUGGGAUGCAGAUGUUCGGCAAAGUGGCUCUUCAGGAUGGCACACAAAUUAACCGAAACAACAAUUUCCAGACCUUUCCACAGGCUGUUCUGCUUUUGUUCAGGUGUGCUACUGGUGAGGCAUGGCAGGAGAUAAUGCUUGCCAGCCUUCCUGGGAGCCGGUGUGACCCCGAAUCUGACUAUGGCCCUGGUGAGGAGUUUAGCUGUGGUAGCAAUUUUGCCAUCGCCUAUUUUAUCAGCUUCUUCAUGCUCUGUGCCUUCCUGAUCAUAAACCUCUUUGUGGCUGUGAUUAUGGACAACUUUGAUUAUCUGACCAGAGACUGGUCCAUCCUGGGCCCCCAUCACCUUGAUGAAUUCAAGAGGAUCUGGUCUGAAUAUGACCCUGGGGCCAAAGGCCGCAUCAAACACCUGGAUGUGGUUGCCCUGCUGAGACGCAUCCAACCCCCCCUGGGAUUCGGGAAGCUAUGCCCACACCGAGUGGCCUGCAAGAGACUCGUGGCGAUGAACAUGCCUCUCAGCUCAGAUGGGACAGUGACAUUCAACGCCACACUCUUUGCCCUGGUUCGGACAUCCCUGAAGAUCAAGACCGAAGGGAACCUGGAGCAAGCCAAUCAGGAGCUGCGGAUUGUCAUCAAAAAGAUCUGGAAGCGGAUGAAGCAAAAGCUGCUCGAUGAGGUCAUUCCGCCGGCUGACGAGGAGGAGGUUACCGUGGGCAAAUUCUACGCCACAUUCCUGAUCCAGGACUAUUUCCGCAAAUUCCGGCGGAGGAAAGAAAAGGGGCUGCUAGGCACGGAGGCCCCCCCAAGCACGUCCUCUGCCCUUCAGGCUGGUCUGAGGAGCCUGCAAGACCUGGGUCCUGAGAUCCGGCAGGCCCUCACUUGUGACACAGAUGAGGAGGAGGGGGAAGAGGGACAGGAAGGAGAGGAGGAGGAAGAGGAGAAGGACCCAGAAACGUACAAAGCCUCCGUGGGCUCCCAGCCCCCAUCCCGCCGGAGCUCUGUGAUUUCUGUGUCUCUGCCUGCCGGAGACAAACCUCCAGAUUCACUCUCCCUUGGACCCAGUGAUGAUGAUGGGGGGGCUCUCAACUCCAGACAGCCCAGUGUGCCCCAGGCUGGGUCCCAUGCCCACAGGAGAAGCUCUGGGGUUCUCAUUUUCACCAUUCCGGAAGAGGAAAGUUCCCAGCCCAAAGGAACCAAAGGGCAGGAGAAACAGGAUGAACAAGAGGAAGUCCCCAGCCAGCACUCUGGCCACGACACGCUCUCGUACCUAGAUGAGCAGGCAGGGAGUCCCCCACGCCCCAUCCUUGUGCCACCUCACAGACCCCAGAGAUACAUGGAUGGGCACCAAGCACCACGACGUCGUCUGCUACCCCCGACACCGGCAGGUCGAAAGCCUUCCUUCACCAUCCAGUGUCUGCGGCGACAGGGCAGCUGUGAGGAUUUACCCAUCCCAGGCACCUAUUAUCGUGGGCGCAACUCGGGGCCCAGCAGGGCACAGGGCUCCUGGGCCACCCCUCCUCAGCGGGGCCGGCUUCUAUAUGCCCCACUGUUAUUGGUGGAGGAGGGUGCAGCCGGAGAGGGAUACCUCGGCAAAUCCAGUGGUCCACUUCGCACUUUCACCUGUCUGCCCGUGCCUGGAACCCACCCGGACCCCGGCCAUGGCAAAAGGGGCAGCGCUGACAGCCUGGUGGAGGCCGUGCUCAUCUCCGAGGGACUGGGCCUCUUUGCCCGCGACCCACGCUUCGUGGCUCUGGCCAAGCAGGAGAUUGCAGAUGCAUGUCGCCUGACACUGGACGAGAUGGACAGUGCCGCGAGUGACCUGCUGGCACAGGGGACCAGCUCCCUUUAUAGUGAUGAGGAGUCCAUCCUCUCCCGCUUUGAUGAGGAGGACCUGGGAGACGAGAUGGCCUGCGUCCAUGCCCUCUGAAUUCCCACCUCUCCCCUACUGCUCAGUAAACCUCCAAUCCUCCCUUCCUUGGAAGGAGACAGGCAUGGACCACACCCCUGGAUUUUGGUGUCUUUGCCCUGGAGGCCUGGGGCCACCCAGCAGCCCCGAUCCAUCCAUCCAUCCAUCCAUCCAUCCAUCCAUCCAUCCCGUUUCAGCCCUGAGCCACUGCCCACACAUGGGUAUUUCCAGAAACCAGGACAGCCAGGCCUGAUUAUUCAGCGUCAGGGAAGGAGGGAGGAGGAGGAGGAGGAGGAAGAGACAGCAGCCA
Messenger RNA from Phacochoerus africanus (Common warthog), 6055 nucleotides. RefSeq names its product calcium voltage-gated channel subunit alpha1 F (gene CACNA1F). NCBI's taxonomy places the organism in Eukaryota, Metazoa, Chordata, Mammalia, Artiodactyla, Suidae. Gene Ontology annotation, molecular function: high voltage-gated calcium channel activity. The transcript is spliced from 48 exons. Gene Ontology annotation, biological process: calcium ion import across plasma membrane. Gene Ontology annotation, cellular component: membrane; voltage-gated calcium channel complex. Bases 7 to 5766 code for a protein of 1919 amino acids. The record is from RefSeq and is a predicted model, not a curated record.